Molecule: messenger RNA, 5123 nt
Organism: Esox lucius (northern pike)
Lineage: Eukaryota; Metazoa; Chordata; Actinopteri; Esociformes; Esocidae
Product: transmembrane and coiled-coil domain protein 3
Exons: 6
Coding region: 1495-2961 (488 amino acids)
Cellular component (GO): endomembrane system
Source: RefSeq, a predicted model, not a curated record
CUUUCUGUCAGUCUUGUUUGUGUGUUUUCCUUUCUGUCACUCUUGUGUGUUUUCGCUUCUGUCAGUCUUGUUUGUAGGUUUUUCCCUCUGUCAGUCUUGUUUGUAUGUUUUUACCUCUGUCUUGUUCACGUUUGUUGUACAGCUCUUCUCUCUGGGCACACGCUGCAAGCCCAAUCAAUGCAGCCGAAUUAACAUUCCAUUCCUCAUUAUAAAACACAUUUAAUUAAUCAAUAGGCCUACAUAGAGAGGUAAUGGACUAGAAAUGUAUUAGUCAAAUGCGCUAAUCAAAGGACGGGAAGUCUGUUUCCAAACCAAAAAAAUAAGUUGAAGGAGUAUGGUGAAGUUGUCUGGAUAUGACCCUGUUAUGACUUUUUGUGUGAUGGACAUUAAAAUAACACUUCACAGACAAACACUGUGUUGCUGACUAACUGGCUAAACAGCAGAACAGUGAGGUUCCAACUGUCUUUAAAAAUUGAUGACAUAACGAGAUUUUCUUAUUUAAUUAUUGAUGGGGACGAUUAUCCUGGGAGACAAUGGCAGGUAUCCACGAUCUCUUCCAAUGGGUGCCAUGCUUAUAACAAGGCUACUUGGUUUAUCAUGAUAAAGAAACGCUCUACAUUUUAAUGUUACUUCCCGACUUCCCUUAUCGCUGACAAACAUAUUAUGUCCGAUGAAAUUUGAAUUACAGUGAGAAUAAAUAACUUUUUUGUCAUUCACUACCUCACCCAAUAGCCUACAUUGUAGUAGUCUCAAUUCCUAAUCCCAGACAGCUGCAUGAACAGUUGCAUCGAAUCUUAGGUAGAUGUUUUUUUUUUUUCUAAAAACAAAUGCUAUCCAUACACCCGACUGGUAAAUCAUCCCGGCAUAUUUUUGAGUUUCCUUACUGAGUUGGUAGAAUUACAUGGGUGAUAUGUUCACCGACGGGGGAGCAAUGCAAUGCUUGAUAACUGAGCGUAAAGGCCAAAGGGCACAAGGCUGUGGAAACUGUUUAAGUGACGUUUUCAGAAGCUGUGUAUUGUGGUCCGGUGUUGGCAACUUGCUAUAUGUAAAUAUCAAAUCGCAAGGUGGCCAGCAAUAUGGUCAAAUGCGUUUGAUGCCUUAGCUUAUUCUAUCCAUUACCAUGCUUGAUCUUAUUAGCCUACUUAUUUUUGGUGGUUGUUUAUUUCAACAUAUACAAAAUAAAACCUACGAACAAAAGAUUUGUGUGUAGGCCAAUGAUAUUUGAAGUUGUUCGAUAAUAGUAAGGCGUGAACUACGUAAGCAUGUCAUGUAGAUUUAUUUUGAGGUCACGACAAUAAUGAAUAUAUUAAUCAGGCAGAAACCCACCCCCUCUCCAGUAGUGAGUUGUAUUUCAUUUAUUUUUUACCGCGGUAUACAGAGGUGGUGAGUGAGACAGCUCUGGAACCAGGGCAGCAUGAACACGAUGGACAGUUUGCAAGUUUGACUUUGAAUGGCAACGUCCAAGUCCAGAUUCACGGACCAAACUGCGGGACUAUGCCCCGCGUCGAUGUCACUGUGGAUAAAAGUUUAUCAGAAGUAGAGAUAUACGAUAACAUCUGUGGCGAAAUGGCAGAGCGUGGCGGCGAUGGCAACAACGUGCUCAGCCUCCCGGUUCCAAUGCGGCGGGGGGGUUCAGAGUCCAACCUUUUGGCUGAUGGGGGCGAGGGGGGGGUGGGCCUGGACUUCACCAAGGGCCGCCUGGCGAUCGACAGCCUGCAGCAGAAGAUUCUUAAGGUCACGGAGCAGAUCAAGGUGGAGCAGACGGCCAGGGACCAGAACGUGGCGGAGUACCUUAAACUAGUCAACAACGCUGACAAACCCCAGGUGGCUCGCAUACGCCAGGUGUUUGAGAAAAAGAACCAGAAGUCUGCCCACAGCAUCGCCCACCUGCAGAGGAAGCUGGAGCAGUACCACCGCCGCGCGAAGGACCAGGAGGCCAACGAGGCCAAGCAUCCCCCCAGGGAGGCCAAGGGGGAGGGGAGCAAGGAAGGCCAGAAGGACGGUAGCCUGCGGGAUGUCAGCUCGGCGAGCAGCCGCCACUCGGCCCUGGAGAAGGUGAAGACCAUUGGCCCCGGGGUCUCCCUCUCGCCCCCCUUCUUCUUCAACAAGUCGCGGGAGUUCGCCAACCUCAUUCGUAACAAGUUUGGCAGCGCCGACAACAUUGCCCACCUGAAGAGCUCGUUGGAAGCCGGGACAGGGCUUCAGGCAGAGGGCGGAGCCAGGGCGCUGAGCGGCAGCGCCACUACGAUUGCCAAGGCCAAGUACCCCAGCGACGACGAGUGUUCCACGGGGACCUCCGCGUCGGCCGACUCCAACGGGAACCCAGCGGGGGGGUCGGGGUUGGGGUCAGGCUGUGGACCGGGGAGGUCGGACUCUCAGGGGAGGUUGGGGGAGGUGCUGGAGGAGGUCAGGGAGAUCAGGGAGGCCCAGACACACCUGGCUGAGGACAUGGAGUCAUUGAAGAGCCAGUUCAAGAGAGACUACAGUUUUAUCACACAGACACUACAGGAGGAGAGAUACAGGUUUGAGCGGUUGGAGGACCAGUUAAAUGACCUGACAGAGUUGCACCAGCAUGAAACCAGUAACCUGAAGCAGGAGCUGGCCAGCAUUGAGGAGAAGGUGGCCUACCAGGCCUAUGAGAGAGCUAGAGACAUCCAGGAGGCCCUGGAGUCGUGUCAGACGCGUGUCUCUAAGUUGGAGCUUCAACAGCAGCAGCAGCAGACAGUCCAGGUAGAGAACACCGAUGCCAAGGUGCUGCUGGGAAAAUGCAUCAACAUCAUGCUGGCAAUCGUCACGGUUAUCCUGGUGUGUGUUUCCACUGCGGCCAAGUUCACGGCUCCCCUCCUGCGGAGCCGCGCUCACCUGGCACUCACCUGCGUGGGCUUGUCUCUUCUUGCGGUCGUCUGGAGGAACUGGGAGCAUCUUCAGUGUGCCCUGGAACGGACACUCCUCCCACACUGAGCUAGACUCCUCCCACAUGGCACUGGACUCCUCCCAUGCUAGGCUCUGCCUAGUCUCAGUUUGGUCUACUCACACUGUAUUCUGUUUUAGCGACAGAUUAAAUGAGCAGUGUACAAUGUAGCCUUUCAUGCACGCCGCUCCCAUCCAACUUCCUGUCUUCCCAUUUCCAAGUUGUCACUGAAUGGGUGAAUGUCAUUUGUAAUUUGCAUGGGGCUGCUUUAAAGAAAUGUUAUUUCUAAGUGAUGCCUGUGUGGCACUACAUUAGGAAUGGACGAAUGGCAGGAAAGCAAAUAUUCUGGGACUGAUCAGUCAGACAAUGGCUGCUGAGCAGCAUACAGGCUUAUUAAGGACAUUGAUAUGAGUGUUUGUCAACUCAAGAGAGUGUACUUUUAACCUUUAAAAGAAAACGAGGAGUCCCCUGGUUGGUUCCUGUGUCGUUUGCUGUGACAUGCUAACUUGUACAUCUUUUACACUCAUAAACCUCAACUUCAUUCGAAGCAAAUUAGCCCACAAAUCCUCUGGUGAAACACAUUUAACCGCACGUCCACAUGCAUACAGAGGUGUGUUCGUGUGUGUGGUGGGGGGAGGGGAGAUUGUUCUCCUUGAUAAAGUGUUUUGUCUGUAUCUACCUGUACUGUACUACUGUCAAGUGAUUACUUUUUAUAAUUUAAUAGUUUAUAGUUUCAGAAGGGAUUCUUUUUUAAAUGUAAUACACAGUGCACCAGAAUGAAAGGCAGGACUGCUUGUUAUUUCAGUGUACCAGUAUGAACUGCAGGACUGCUUGUUAUUUCAGUGUACCAGUAUGAACUGCAGGACUGCCUGUUAUUUCAGUGUACCAGUAUGAACUGCAGGACUGCUUGUUAUUUCAGUGUACCAGUAUGAACUGCAGGACUGCUUGUUAUUUCAGUGUACCAGUAUGAACUGCAGGACUGCCUGUUAUUUCAGUGUACCAGUGUGAACUGCAGGACAGCCUGUUAUUUCAGUGUACCAGUAUGAACUGAAGGACUGCCUGUUAUUUCAGUGUACCAGUAUGAACUGCAGGAUUGCUUGUUAUUUCAGUGUACCAGUGUGAACUGCAGGACAGCCUGUUAUUUCAGUGUACCAGUAUGAACUGCAGGACUGCUUGUUAUUUCAGUGUACCAGUGUGAACUGCAGGACAGCCUGUUAUUUCAGUGUACCAGUCUAAUCUGCUGGACAGCAUGUUAUUUAUGUGUACCAGUAUGAACUGCAGGACUGCCUGUCAUUUCUUGGUACAAGUAUGCGGUUAUGUAUAAAUGGUGUUUUAUGUACUUUAUAUAGUCGAUAGACAAAAUUAGCAACUGUGCCUGGGUGCUGAAGACCUUGCUAAGGGUCUGAUCUGUAAGGAAUGAAUAUGUGUGUGUGCUCUCUUCCAGAAAAACACCAACUGCCACCAUAGCUGUUAACAUACUAACUUGAGUGAUUUCUUGUGGCAGUCUUUAACGGAUCUUGGGAGCAGUAACCUCUGACGUUGUCGACCCAAAAAUAAUUUAUUCGUUUUUUGAAUUAAGCUCUGUUCAAAGUGGGGCUUAGAAAAGGAAUGAACUAAUACCAAGAGUGAUCAGACAGAUUUGUACAACAAUAUGGUAUGUGAUAUUCUGGCAUUUUGAAUAUUCUUUGCCUUUAUCCAAUGACAACAGAACAAAAUGUACAUUUUAAAUGCCUUCUAUGCUAUUGGCAGAUUGGACUGAGAUAGGGGAAGAAAACAAUGUAGCACUGGAUCCACCAACUCUGCACGCUACUUUUAACACUGUGUUUAAUGUUGAUGAUAGGGACCAGGCCGGAUGCAUUUUAAAUGCAACUUCUGGGUUUUAUGUUUUUUUUGUGCUUUGAUCUCAUCUCUUAAAAAGCCAAAUAUGGGUUGGUUCAAUGUGGCUGGCUGGCACGUUGAUAUUUACAUGGUCUGUUGUUAAUAUAGAGUUCCAGCUGUAACCAAUCUCUGAAACUAUUCCCUUUCUCUGGGUCUGGAGAGACAGUGGAAUCUCACAUUCCCUGCCGUGGGACAAUAAAUAUAGUUUUCUAUAUUCCAGAAUGUUAUCCCUUUUGGAGUAGCAUUGCACAUUGUGGGGUUUAAACUGGUUGUGGUUUUCCAUAACACAAUUUUUCAAAUGAGAACGAAAUAAAUGCUCUUCUAUUUCUUGAAA